AUGGAUAUAGAUGUCCCUUCUGUUACUCCCAACGGAGCAAAUCCACUUUCUGCAAGUCAAGAUUCACCAUCACAACAGCCUUCUCAGUCAAAAUCUGCCCUUGAUGCUGGUUAUGUACAAUUUCUUAAUAAGGGCUUUAAUGACAAAGUAUUCGUGCCAUGGGCUCGCGAAGAAGAUAUUAGGAUGGGUGCAUUAGCAAGCAUACAAGCACUAGUUGACAGUGGGAUCGACCCUGAGGGAUGGGACCCUGAGCUCGAGGAACAAAAGAAGAGGGAGAAGGCCGAAGAGUUAGAGAGGCAAGAAGAAGCACAAAGAGUGAAAGAAGAGGAAAGAAGAAGGUUGGAGAUGGAGAGAAGAAGUAAUGCUAUGAGUGGUGGUCAGAGUGGCGCAGGCGUCGAGAGGCCAAAGGUGUUCCAACUGGAUGAGUUUGAUGACGAUGAUGACUGA
Sclerotinia sclerotiorum 1980 UF-70 is the source of this 447-nucleotide messenger RNA. RefSeq lists its product as hypothetical. Gene Ontology annotation, molecular function: transcription coregulator activity. Gene Ontology annotation, biological process: regulation of transcription by RNA polymerase II. Gene Ontology annotation, cellular component: mediator complex. The record is from RefSeq and is a predicted model, not a curated record. The transcript has a single exon. The coding region runs from base 1 to 447 and encodes 148 amino acids. NCBI's taxonomy places the organism in Eukaryota, Fungi, Ascomycota, Leotiomycetes, Helotiales, Sclerotiniaceae.